CUUUCCUGCCACACAGCUGAUCCGUGACAGUACGACGCGACCACGAAUGGACCCCGCAGACUCCGACCCCUACAGUGGCACUCGCCUGGCGCUGGGGGGACCUGCUUUUUGGAACGGUCCCCGGCGACGCCACUCACCUCCUCCUCCUAAGCCACGAGUUAUCCGCACUGGCGGAAUUUUUUUGUCUCCUGCCGCUCGCUCACCUGUCACUCCGCUCACUGGUCCCUCCCCUCCUCAGCGGGCGCCGCAGCCAUGGCGGAAGGGGAAUCCCUGGCAGCAGCUGCAUGAUUCGUCCCCGGAGCCGUGCGGUAUGACGCCGCGGUUUUCCAUGCCGCAGCCACGGAGGACGAGAUCCCGGAGGAAGCAAAGAGACUUUUCGCCGGAGCCGCCGCCCGGAAUGACUCCGGAGGAGUCAUUUUUCCGAUUCCUGGGACACAGGGGUCCCUGGCCUCCCAGCACUUCUGCUUCACCGCUGCCUGCUGCUGAGGGAGGAAGGCCAAGCUCCCGACAGCAUCGUAGAGAAUCGCCGCGGGAGCAGAGCGGGAUAACGCCGCGGAGACGGUCACCACAGCCUCCAGAUUCCACACAGCCGUCGCCGCUUCAUACUCAGUCACCAGGUUCCGGCCACAAAAACCAACUGAGUGAGAAGCACUUUGUAAAAUGAGGUCAUCGCCACACAUCCUUUG
Messenger RNA from Archocentrus centrarchus (flier cichlid), 686 nucleotides. Its product is annotated as serine/arginine-rich splicing factor SR45-like. The record is from RefSeq and is a predicted model, not a curated record. The transcript has 2 exons. Bases 47 to 664 code for a protein of 205 amino acids. NCBI's taxonomy places the organism in Eukaryota, Metazoa, Chordata, Actinopteri, Cichliformes, Cichlidae.